AAGAGCAAGAGAGAUAGAGAGAGAGAGAGAGGGAGAGGGAGAGUGCAAGAGACAGAGAGAGAGAGAGAGCAUAACAGUGCCACUCCAGCAGACUGUCAACCCUGGCCGGUGAGAAAGCAGCAACCCCACACCAAAACAGGGUUACCUGUCUCCCAUUGAAGAGGAUGCCGGCAUGUUGCAUCCAAUCCAAUCCAAGGAAUUGGUGUUGACUUCUGUGUAAAACCACACACCGACAUCAGCCCCCGCCCUGGUGUGAUAUGCUACAACUGCCAUGACACACGCACGCACUCCCUGAGCUCCUCCGCGACACCCUACGGCAGGGGAGGAUGGGAGAUGGGCCCCUGAACGUCAGCGGCCUCUCUCCUCCUCGUCCUGUCCUCUCAUGGAGCACUCGGCCUCGACCAGCGCCUUGUGGAACGCCUCAUGGAGCCCCGGCCAGCUCCACCCCAACGUCUCCAACGUGACCCUCCCCAGCAGGGGUCCCCCGGCCGGGGUGGACCCCAGCCGCGCCUUGGCGCUGGUGGCCAUGCUCCUCAUGGUGGUGCUGGCCGUCGUGGGGAACCUGGCCGUGAUGGCCGUCAUCACCAAGACGCCGCAGCUGCGCAAGUUUGCCUUUGUGUUCCACCUGUGUCUGGUGGACCUGCUGGCCGCGCUGGUGCUGAUGCCCCUGGGCAUGCUGUCGGACGAGGCGCUGUCCGACGAGGCGCUGUGCCGGAGCUACCUCUGCCUGAGCGUGUGUCUGGUGAGCGCCGCCAUCCUCACCAUCUCCGCCAUCAACGUGGAGCGCUACUACUACAUCGUGCACCCCAUGCGCCACGCGGCGAGGAUGACCGCCGGCGUGGUGUCCACGGUGCUGGUGGCCGUCUGGGUCAAAGCCCUCGUCAUGUCGGCGCUGCCGCUGCUGGGCUGGCUGCUCCAGGGGGACCGGAGGGCGGGGGCCCCGGCGGGCCUCGGCUCGGGACACAGGCACUGCUCCCUGCAUUGGGCGGGGGGCGGGACCACGCGGCUGCUGUUCAUGGUCUUCUUCACCUGCAUCUACUUCCUAUGUCCCAUGCUGGUCAUCCUGGUGGUCUACUGCAACAUGUUCAAGAUGGCCCGGGUGGCGGCCAUGCAGCAGGGGCCCCUUCCCACCUGGAUGGACACCCCGCGGCCCCAGCGCUCCGACUCCGUCAGCAGCCACUCCACGCUGGCCGUCAGCCUGGGCGGGGCCGGCGCUCGCAGCACCCCGCACAGGAACUUCAGCGGCGGGAAGGCGGCCGUGGUCCUGGUGGCGGUGGGGGGGCAGUUCCUCUUCUGCUGGCUGCCGUACUUCUCCUUCCACCUGUACUCGGCGCUGGUGUCCAGCUCGCCGGCCUCUCUGGCCCGGCUUGAGGGCGUGGUCACGUGGAUGGGCUAUUUCUGCUUCACCUCCAACCCCUUCUUCUACGGCUGCCUGAACCGACAGAUCCGCCAGGAGCUGGGGCGGCACCUGGCCUGCCUGUUCAAGAGGGCCAGCCUGAGCGAGGCCGAGCAGCUGCCCAGCCGCGAGGCCUCGAUCGAGGAGAACUUCCUGCAGUUCCUCCAGGGCACAGGCUGCAAUCUGGCACACUGCGACGACUCGCAGGGCAGAAGCAGCCCGCAGGAGCCCGCGAGCGAAGGCCCUCCGGACACGGCGACCGAGCAGAAUAUGCCAGCUGACUUCCACAUCCCCGGGCAGAUCCUAGAGGAGACCUCAGAGUUCAUAGAGCGAAAUGCAUCGGAGAAGUGCUGCAAGACUGCGGCUGAUCUGUAGCCUCUGAUGUGCCCGAGACGAGGCCGAAAAUAAAAACUAUAUUUGCCUUUUUUAUUGAACAAAACAAACAUGCCAUUUGUUCAUAUGAUCAUCAGUGCUACUAAAGAUAAAGAGGUAUUCAGCUGACUAUGAAACACUAUGUUCUUUGAAGAAUAAUGGCUGAAGGGGCAACCUAACGAAAACAAAGCUGAUAUUAUUUAUACCAUCUGAUUUUAUUUUAUUUUAUUGCGGACAUUCUGAAUUGUCCCCUUUUAAGAAUAUGUUUUUUACUCGUUAUCACUUGUUUUGCUCAAUAUACUUCCUCAGCAAUUGAGGUGCAGUGCAACGAUGUAGAGUAGAGCAAAUGCUUUGCCUCCAUAAAGACACAUUGAUACGAAGAAGGACAGGUCAAGGUAAGAGUCUGGACGAAAUCUAAAUCAAUUACAGAAGGUUUUCGUAAAUUGGAUGCAAUAAGACUCAAUGCAUAAAAGUAAUCUUCCUUACCAUUUACAACUCAUGACAUAGUAAGAACAAGAAGAGUUGGGCAUAGUUGAGCUUAGUUAUCCUGUUUUCUUACACUGCCAUACUUUGCUGUUUAAAGUAGUUUAGCUUUUGUUUCUUUAAUGUAUCGAAUAGACAUGGUAUAUGACAAUCUUUACUACAGCAUACUUUUAUUUAUUUAACAGACUAAACCCCAGGACAAUCACAUUUUUGAGACUGUAGUUGCUACUCAAAUUAAUUGCCUUUUUAUCAACCGAUGAUCCUUCCGGGUGAAUUUUAAAUUCAGGUUUAAAAUUGCUAUGUUGGGAUGACGCAGAUGUCAUUAGGGUAAAGGUUAACGGACAGUGGUUCGGUAUAUGGGCCUAGACAAAGACAAAAUGAGCUAUUUGGGUGUGCAAUGGAUCAGCAAUUAAUCUAUUUGCAUUAAAAAUGUACUUUUUCCUUGGUUUCAAAGAUGAAUGCACAUUCUUCUAUGUCAAACAGAUGCCACGAGGAAACACUGGAUGUUGAUUAUUUUCUAAUCUCACUCAGUUUCGAAAAAUACAGUGUUGAUAAAAUAAUUUCAUCAGUUGGUGCUCUUAACGGUAUUCGUAAUAAACAGGCUCACAUGCCGAUGUAUUUUUAACCCUUUUUAUCAUGUUUAUCCGAGUGUGGACUGGGGACCUUCAAACACAUAAUCACUUCAUUAUGUGACCGCCAAAGGGGUUAAGCAAUGUCAUUUCAUUAAAGGUUUCAUUAUUACAUAUACAUCAUGUUCCAUAAUGUUGGUUAAAACAGUCUGUGUGUUUGGCUGAAUGGGAUUGUGUGGUUUCCUGACUGGGACCACUCGGUCUCCCCCUGAUGGCAGUGCUGUUUACAGGUAAAUCUUGUUCACCGCCGCACCCAGGGUGGUACGUGAGUGUGCCAGUGUGUUUUGCCAUAAACAAGGGCAGCCUGUUGUGGCUACAAAGCACACAGGCAAGACAAUGCUUACACAUGGCAACGUUUACCUUUGGCCUGAUUGAGCCACAAAUGGGGGACAUCACUGAUACUUUCCUCUCAGGUGGAUUUCCAUCGCCUAGCUCCCUUUAAGCCCACACUGGUAAAU
Messenger RNA from Gadus morhua (Atlantic cod), 3338 nucleotides. RefSeq names its product G protein-coupled receptor 61 (gene gpr61). The transcript has 2 exons. The coding region runs from base 383 to 1771 and encodes 462 amino acids. Gene Ontology annotation, cellular component: signaling receptor complex; endosome; plasma membrane. Gene Ontology annotation, molecular function: G protein-coupled receptor activity. Gene Ontology annotation, biological process: G protein-coupled receptor signaling pathway. Lineage: Eukaryota; Metazoa; Chordata; Actinopteri; Gadiformes; Gadidae. The record is from RefSeq and is a predicted model, not a curated record.